Esox lucius (northern pike) is the source of this 4257-nucleotide messenger RNA. RefSeq names its product SKI2 homolog, superkiller viralicidic activity 2-like (gene skic2). Gene Ontology annotation, biological process: nuclear-transcribed mRNA catabolic process, 3'-5' exonucleolytic nonsense-mediated decay. Lineage: Eukaryota; Metazoa; Chordata; Actinopteri; Esociformes; Esocidae. Gene Ontology annotation, molecular function: RNA binding; ATP binding; RNA helicase activity. Gene Ontology annotation, cellular component: Ski complex. The coding region runs from base 167 to 3916 and encodes 1249 amino acids. The record is from RefSeq and is a predicted model, not a curated record. The transcript has 30 exons.
ACGAGUUUGGGAACAUCACCAUGUUGGACCCAACUGUAAAGAAUUUGGAAAACUAUUGAUACAACGACAACAUUGCAGUGGUCCCAUUUACGCAACACAAGCAAUUUCCGAAGCGACGUGUUAAACAGUUGCCUGGACCAACUCCCAACUUUCAUCUGCGGUAAAAAUGGAAAGAAUAGAUCUGCCCCCUGUGGGCCCCUCAGACCUCCCUUUGUCCCUGCUGGAGAUGGGUUGCUCAGGCAGAUUUGAGCUCAUCACGCAUCCACAGCCCAAUGACCAGCCCCUGCCCCAACAAAGCACGCUUCCCCAUGGACUCCCUCCCACCAGCGUGAGCCUGGAGACUGAGGUAGAGAACCAAUUUCUACACGAUCCGGCCUGGCUCCCCAUACACGACCCCGACGCUGCCUUCCACAGGUUUCUCAAGCUGGCAGAGAGAGAUGUUAAUGUGGAGUCACUUCUCCAUUGUGCUCUGUCUCCUCUGCACUCUGGCAUUUCUGUAAUCAGAGACCCAACCACAGGAAUGCUCUUGGACUUCACUGAGGUGUUGCUUGAGGACACAGGCAUCUCUGCUAAGAAUUCUAUGUCUCUGCAACGCCCACCUAACCCUAACCCCUCUGAGAGCCUCAGAGGAAGCAACACCAACUACCCCUUUUUGCCUGGAGGCAUGGAGGAGCUGACACUAGAGCAAAUCAAAGAGAAAUCAGAUCUGGAGGAGGACAUAGACUUUGAGAAUGGGUUACUUACAGUGCCACCUGGUCUUAAAGUUGGGAUGGACUUCAGUGACAAAGAUGCCAAAACCACAAAAAGAGAAGUCAACCUCAUGUCCCUCCUGUCCACCUUUGAUGACAUUAUUGACUGCCGGGCUGAGAUAGAGGAGGAGAAAGGCCAGGGAGGUGGAGAUGCUCCCAAACUACCCAGGACUAACAGCCUAGAAGACCUUGGCAUCAAGGAUUCCCCCUCUACGCCUGCAACCACUUCAGCAGAUAAAAAAGAUGGUAAGACGUCCAAACCAGUAGAGGGCCAGGAGGAAAAAAAGAGAUGGGCUAUUCCAGUAGACAUCACCUCCCCCUGUGAUGACUUCUACAAGCGCAUCCCCAACCCAGCCUUUAAGUAUCCCUUUGAGCUGGACGUCUUCCAGAAGCAGGCGGUGUUGAGGCUGGAGGCCCACGAGUCGGUGUUUGUGGCGGCUCACACUUCAGCCGGCAAAACUGUGGUGGCCGAAUAUGCCAUUGCACUUUCACAGAAACACAUGACACGGACCAUUUACACAUCCCCGAUCAAAGCGCUGUCCAAUCAGAAGUUCCGUGACUUCAAGACCACCUUUGGGGAUGUGGGGCUGCUUACUGGGGACGUUCAGCUGAGUCCUGAAGCCUCCUGUCUCAUCAUGACCACUGAGAUAUUGAGGUCCAUGCUCUAUAACGGUUCAGAGGUCAUACGUGAUUUAGAGUGGGUGAUCUUUGACGAAGUUCACUACAUCAAUGACGCUGAGAGAGGAGUGGUGUGGGAGGAGGUUCUCAUCAUGUUGCCUGAUCACGUCAGCAUUAUUCUGCUGAGUGCCACUGUUCCCAAUUCCGUGGAGUUCAGCGAGUGGAUCGGGCGCAUCAAGAAGAAGCACAUCUAUGUGAUCAGCACGGUGAAGAGGCCUGUCCCUCUGGAACACUAUCUGUACACGGGAAACAGCACCAAGACUCAGAAAGAGAUGUUUCUAUUGCUGGACGCUGCCGGCAACUUACAAACCAAAGGGUAUUAUGCUGCAAUAGAUGCCAAAAAGGAACGUACCAGUAAGCACGCCCAGUCCUUUGGGACAAAAAAUGCAUCGCAGAACACUACACCAAACCAGGACCGGGCAGUGUGGCUUUCGCUCCUCCACUUCCUGUCCCAGCGCCAGCUGACCCCUGUGGUGGCAUUCACUUUCUCCAGGACGCGCUGUGAUGACAAUGCUCGUUCAUUGGCCACCAUGGACCUGACCAGCUCGACCGAGAAGAGCGAGAUCCACUCCUUCUUCCAGAAAAGCCUGAGCCGGCUCAGGGGAGGGGACCGCCAGUUGCCCCAGAUCGUGUUGAUGAGGGACCUGCUGAAGAGGGGGAUCGGCGUACAUCACAGCGGCAUCCUGCCAAUCCUGAAGGAGGUCAUUGAGAUGCUGUUCUCCCGGGGGCUAGUAAAGGUUCUGUUUGCCACUGAGACAUUUGCAAUGGGAGUGAACAUGCCAGCCAGGACAGUAGUGUUUGACAGCAUUCGGAAACACGAUGGCACUGGCUUUAGAAACCUGCUGCCCGGUGAAUACAUCCAAAUGGCUGGUAGAGCGGGGAGGAGAGGUCUAGACGCCACAGGCACCGUCAUCAUCCUCUGCAAGUCCGGUGUGCAUAACAUGGGGGACCUUCACGUCAUGAUGCUGGGGAAACCCACACUGCUACAGUCCCAGUUCAGGCUGACCUACACCAUGAUCCUCAACCUGCUGCGUGUGGAGGCCCUCCAAGUCACCGACAUGAUGAGGAGGAGCUUCUCAGAGAGCCACAGGGACACACAGGCUCAUGAGAAGCAGAUAAGUCGUCUGAAACAGACUCUGUCUUCCCUCCCUCCCCUGGACACUGAGGGUCAGCUGUCUGAUCUGCUGCCAUACUACUACAUCGUCACGGAGCUCCGCAUCACCACAGAGGCCCUGCAGUGUGCAGUGCUGGGGUCAGUGAAUGGCUUGAAAGCUCUGUCUGUGGGACGAGUGGUGGUGGUCAACAACAAACAGCACUUCAACGCCCUUGGAGUCAUCUUGCAGGUGUCGAAUGAUUCAGUAAAUCGUACUUUUACAACUCUAAUAAUCUGUGAGAAGAACAACGAGGAAGGAGGAGGAGAUGGCCCCAACGCCAGUGCUUUCCCUCACCUCUACAACACUGCCCUCUUCAUACCCGAGGGUCCCUGCAGUCACACAGUCCAGAAGCUAAAGCUACAGGACAUAUCUGCCAUCACAGUCAAGACGCUGAAGGUCAUCCCAGAACGAAUCAUCGACAACUACAACAAGAGGCAGCAGCCACGCUUUAGGCUUGAUCCACCAGGCCAAGCCAUCUCCACGGCGACACAGGAGCUUCUGCGAUUAGCGGAGGCCAACCCGGACGGGGUUGCAAGCCUCGACCCGGUGAACGACCUCCAGCUGAAGAGCGUAGACGUGGUGGAGGGCACCAUGAGGGUGCGCGCGUUGAAGGACACCCUCAAAGACUUCAGCUGCAGCCACUCACCAACCUUCUCAGAACAGUUUUUACGGGUGCAGGAGAGGAUGAAGGUUCAGGAGGAAUUGGACCAACUGCUCUACCUCACCUCGGACCAGUCCCUGUCUUUGCUACCAGAGUACAAUCAGAGAAUCAAGGUGCUUGAGGAACUGAAGUAUGUGGACAAGAGCCGCGCGGUGCAGCUGAAAGGUCGCGUGGCCUGCCAGAUCAGUAGCCAUGAGCUGCUCCUCACUGAGCUGCUGUUCGAGAACGCACUGAGUCCCCUGGCCCCGGAGGAAAGCGCUGCGCUGCUGUCCUGUCUGGUCUUUCAACAGAAGACCCAGGUGGAGCCCCACAUUACCAACACCCUGCAGGAGGGCAUCGAGAGAGUGCUAGCGGUGGCUCAGCGUAUUGGCGAGCUCCAGAGGGAAUGUGGGAUAGCACAGACGGCUGAGGAGUUUGUGAGCCAAUUCAAGUUUGGUCUCACCGAGGUGGUCUACUGCUGGGCCAGAGGCAUGCCAUUUGCGGAGAUCGCCCAGCUGACAGACGUCCAGGAGGGGACCGUGGUGCGUUGCAUCCAGAGGCUGGACGAGGUGCUGAAGGAGGUACGCCAGGCGGCCCGCAUCGUGGGCGACUCUGUCCUGGGCAGCAAGAUGGAGAAGGCCUCCCUGGCCAUCCGCAGGGACAUCGUGUUCACCGCCUCGCUGUACACACAUUGAGAUGGGGCGUAGCGUUCAUGUAGCAGGUCGAGAGGGGACGUGCCGUCCUAGUGGAUGGCUGGAACGGAAGGGGACGUAGAUUGCUUUUGUACUGCAGGCGAGAUUGAAAGGUGCCCCGCUGCCUAAGCCAAGUGAGAUGCUGGAACGUUCUGUGUGGUGUUUGAGGGUGUGUCUGCGUGAGGGUAUGGGUAUGAAUGCACAUGCUAUUGUUUACAGUCUUGAUGAAAUUCCUGGACAUGGGCUGCUCUUAAACAAUAUAGACCAAAGGGGAAUUGCUAGAUGUGGACAUGAACUGUUGAUUGUAAUUUAUUGUACAGUAAUAAAACAUAGCCUGUACAAAG